CUGGGCCCUGCUUUGCCCAAAGCCCCGAAUUCUUGCAGGCCCCUGAUCAUGGUGAAGCUACUGCCCGCCCAGGAGGCCGCGAGGAUCUACCACACCAAUUACGUGCGCAAUGCCAGGGCCGUGGGGGUCAUGUGGGGCACGCUGACCAUCUGCUUCUCCGUGCUGGUCAUGGCCCUCUUUAUCCAGCCCUACUGGAUCGGAGACAGCGUCAACACGCCCCAGGCAGGCUACUUCGGCCUGUUCUCCUACUGCGUGGGCAACGUGCUGUCCUCCGAGCUCAUCUGCAAGGGGGGCCCGCUGGACUUCGCCUCCAUCCCGUCGAGAGCGUUCAAGACGGCCAUGUUCUUCAUCGCCUUGGCCAUGUUCCUCAUCAUCGGCUCCAUCAUCUGCUUCAGUCUGUUCUUCGUCUGCAACACAGCCACCGUCUACAAGAUCUGUGCGUGGAUGCAGCUGGCUGCGGCCACGGGCCUGAUGAUCGGCUGCCUGGUCUACCCAGAUGGGUGGGACUCGAGCGAGGUGCGGCGCAUGUGUGGGGAGCAGACGGGCAAGUACACGCUGGGCCACUGCACCAUCCGCUGGGCCUUCAUGCUGGCCAUCCUCAGCAUCGGGGACGCCCUCAUCCUCUCCUUUCUGGCCUUUGUGCUGGGCUACCGGCAGGACAAGCUGCUCCCCGACGACUACAAGGCGGACGGAAAAGAGGAAGUCUGAGCGGCUGAAGGAUCGGUCAUCAAUUUCCCUGACAAUGGAAACCGUGGAAAUUGAAUUCUUCGGAGAUUAAAAUAUUCCUUCUAAGCUUCCCUUUCUACUCUCAAGUUCUGAAGCCUUUCAUUUAGGAUUAGAAUUUGGCAGUCCCCCGUGACAAAAAGGCCUUGACAGACAGAAACCUCAGGUGAAACUGAUCCCACCGCAGCUGGGGAAGGACUGGGGGAGAGGGAGGGUUAGGAUGGGC
Sorex fumeus (smoky shrew) is the source of this 949-nucleotide messenger RNA. It is a transcript of the gene LHFPL5, whose product is annotated as LHFPL tetraspan subfamily member 5. Gene Ontology annotation, biological process: detection of mechanical stimulus involved in sensory perception; sensory perception of sound. The transcript has 4 exons. Gene Ontology annotation, cellular component: plasma membrane. The record is from RefSeq and is a predicted model, not a curated record. The coding region runs from base 49 to 708 and encodes 219 amino acids. NCBI's taxonomy places the organism in Eukaryota, Metazoa, Chordata, Mammalia, Eulipotyphla, Soricidae.